This is a messenger RNA of Thermothielavioides terrestris NRRL 8126, 1263 nucleotides long. RefSeq names its product carbohydrate esterase family 15 protein. The record is from RefSeq and is a predicted model, not a curated record. The transcript is spliced from 3 exons. NCBI's taxonomy places the organism in Eukaryota, Fungi, Ascomycota, Sordariomycetes, Sordariales, Chaetomiaceae. The coding region runs from base 1 to 1263 and encodes 420 amino acids.
AUGCGGGCGAUUUCGUGCACCCUGAUCGCAGCCGCGUGCGGGACCGCGACUGGCGUGUCCCUAGCUGCCCGACAGGGCGGCGCCGGGAACGCGACGAUUCAGUGCGCGGCAAUCCCCUCGCCCUUCCCGACCUGGCAGCAGCUGCCGCAACAGAGCACGCUGCCGGACCCCUUUCUGCCGCUCAAGUACACCACACCCAGCGACGCACAGAACAUCAUGGCGGGCAAGGGCCAGGGACGGGUGCAGACUCCCGACGAGUGGUACCAGUGCCGGCAGCCCGAGAUCCUCCAGAUGCUGCAGGAGUACCAGUACGGUUACUACCCGGACCACAGCCAGGAGAAGGUCGAGGCCACGCGCAGCGGGACCACGCUGAACAUUGCCGUUACUGCCGGCGACAAGACGGGCAGCUUCAAGGCCAGCUUCACGCUGCCGUCGGGCGCGUCGGCAUCCAAGCCGGCGCCCGUGGUCAUCAACAUCGGCGGCAUGCAGAACCAGCCGUAUCUGAGUGCGGGCAUUGCGAUUGCUCAGUUCGACUACACGUCGGUGGCGCCGGACAGCAACUCCAAGACGGGCGCCUUCUGGAGCAUCUACAACGGGCGGGACAUCGGCGUGCUGACGGCCUGGGCCUGGGGCUUCCACCGCGUGCUGGACGCCAUCAACAUGACGGUGCCCGAGAUUGACGCCACGCGGGUCGGCGUGACGGGCUGCUCGCGGCUGGGCAAGGGCGCGCUGGCGGCCGGGCUGUUCGACAAGCGCAUCACGCUGACGAUGCCCAUGUCGUCCGGGGUGCAGGGCAUGGGCCCGUACCGCUACUACACGAUGAGCGGGCAGGGCGAGAAUCUUGAGAACAGCAAGCAGGGGGCGCCCUGGUGGACGGACAGCACGCUGGGCACCUUUGUCAACCACGCCGAGAACCUGCCGUACGACGCGCACACCAUCGCGGCCGCCAUCGCGCCGAGGGCGCUGGUCAUCGACCAGGGUACCGGCGACCAGUUCACCAACAGCAAGGCCACCGCCGUCAUCAUCUACCCGGCGGCGAAGCUGGUGUACGACUGGCUGGGCGUGGGCGACCAGAUCGCCAUGAGCGUGCGCAGCGGCGGGCACUGCGACAUGAGCGGGUACACGUCCGUCCUUCCCUACGUGCAAAAGAUCUUCUUUGGCACGCCGACGAACAAGGACUACAACAGCCUCGGCUCGUACGGGUCGCCCAUCACGACCGCGUAUCCCUGGGCGACUGCAACGCCUCCCAGCAAGGCGGCGUAA